CGCUCCCUUUUUCCCUUCUAAAGCCCUAAACCCAUCUCCCGUCCUCUGCUCGCGCGCCGCCGCGACGCAAUGGCCGCCGCCGCCGCAGUGUUCCGUAACCCCGGCUCGCGCCGCCUCUUCUCCUACCCCAUCUUCCGCGCCGCCGCGAUCUCGGCCCCCGCGACGCUCCCUGAUGCGCCGGCCCAGCCGCCGCUGAUGGCUGCGAGCCUCUGGGCGAGGUCCAUGGCCACAUUCACCCGCACGAAGCCUCAUGUAAACGUCGGCACCAUUGGGCACGUAGAUCACGGCAAAACCACUCUCACUGCUGCGAUUACGAAGGUGCUAGCCGAGGCCGGGAAGGCCAAAGCGGUUGCUUUUGACGAGAUCGACAAGGCUCCUGAGGAGAAAGCUAGAGGAAUCACCAUUGCAACAGCUCAUGUGGAGUACGAGACUGCUAAAAGGCAUUACGCUCAUGUGGAUUGCCCAGGACAUGCUGAUUAUGUCAAGAACAUGAUCACUGGAGCUGCUCAAAUGGAUGGUGGUAUUCUUGUCGUGUCAGCUCCUGAUGGUCCGAUGCCACAAACAAAGGAGCAUAUUCUUCUUGCCCGACAGGUUGGUGUACCUUCACUUGUAUGUUUCUUAAACAAAGUUGAUGCUGUUGAUGAUCCUGAGUUAUUAGAACUUGUAGAGAUGGAGCUUCGAGAGCUCCUCAGUUUCUACAAGUUUCCAGGUGAUGAGAUUCCGAUCAUCCGUGGAUCGGCUUUGUCGGCCUUGCAGGGUACCAACGAUGAGACUGGAAAGAAUGCCAUUUUGAAACUAAUGGAUGCAGUUGAUGAGUACAUCCCUGAUCCUGUGAGACAGCUUGAUAAGCCUUUCUUGAUGCCAAUAGAAGAUGUUUUCUCUAUCCAGGGUCGUGGCACUGUUGUGACUGGUCGUGUUGAACAGGGAACAAUUAAAACUGGUGAAGAUGUUGAGAUAUUAGGGUUGACGCAAAGCGGUCCCUUGAAGACUACGGUUACUGGUGUUGAGAUGUUCAAAAAGAUACUGGAUCAUGGAGAGGCUGGUGACAAUGUUGGUCUUCUUCUUCGUGGUCUUAAGCGUGGUGAUGUAGAGCGUGGCCAGGUGGUGUGCAAACCUGGUAGUCUGAAGACAUACACAAGGUUUGAGGCAGAAAUAUACGUCCUGACAAAGGAUGAAGGUGGUCGGCACACUGCCUUCGUCUCAAAUUACAGGCCACAGUUCUACUUCAGGACUGCCGAUAUCACUGGAAAAAUUGAGUUGCCUGAAGACGUGAAGAUGGUUUUGCCCGGUGACAAUGUAACUGCAGUUUUCGAGUUGAUAUCACCUGUUCCUCUUGAACCAGGGCAAAGAUUUGCGCUGAGGGAAGGAGGGAGAACUGUUGGUGCCGGUGUCGUCUCCAAACUUAUUAGCUAAUCUGUUUCUCCUUUCCCUUAGCAAUUUAGUAAACAGAUGAAUGUUGAUAUGUUCGACCGGGCUACAAACGAGAGCGAAGAGUGAAGAAGGAACCCGUGUGCAUUUUUCUUCUAAUGCAUGAGCAAAGCAAGUGCUGGCUGGGCUGGCCACCAUUCUGAACAAUGCCAUUUUUUCCUUGUUGAGUUGGUGCUGUAUAACACCGCAGUAGUUAGUUACUGCGUUAACGCGCUUCUUGGGCAUAGCUCUGUGAUUGAAUAAGACAAGUGUUACCAUAAGCAUAUUUAUUGCUCA
Phragmites australis (common reed) is the source of this 1704-nucleotide messenger RNA. Its product is annotated as elongation factor Tu, mitochondrial-like. NCBI's taxonomy places the organism in Eukaryota, Viridiplantae, Streptophyta, Magnoliopsida, Poales, Poaceae. Gene Ontology annotation, cellular component: mitochondrion. Gene Ontology annotation, biological process: mitochondrial translational elongation. Gene Ontology annotation, molecular function: translation elongation factor activity; GTPase activity; GTP binding. Bases 70 to 1413 code for a protein of 447 amino acids. The record is from RefSeq and is a predicted model, not a curated record. The transcript is spliced from 12 exons.